CGUUUUUUUCUUAUUGUCGGUUUUCACCGAAGGCUCACACCCGCUGGAUACCAGUGACAAUUUUAGACAACACUGCCGACACAUUUCGCCUCUCUGUCGCGGUGUUAUUCGACAUUGGUGGACGUGGGAAGAGCUCCACACUCGCUCCUGCCACUUCGCUCCGCUCGGAUCUACGAAGGGCGUGUUUGGGCGACCCGAGCCGGGAGUUUCAUCUCCUGCACUUGAAGAAUGACAGCAACUGGUAACUGACUCAGACCCCAUUCCUGACGGGAAACGAUGGAUUAUAAAGAUUUGGACCGUCAUUUGGAGGAGAAACUGACGCUGGCGGACAAAACUCUGCCUCUGCAGCCAGAACCUCAGCCCAUCCAGAAAAGUGACCAGUCUUUAGGAAAGAGUUUUCUCACUCCAGAGGACUCCGCCAUCACAGAUCUGUCCACUAGAUCAGUCUCCAAGACGGUCACCCCCACUGAAGCAGAUGCAUCCUCCAGAACAGAACCUGGGCUGUCCACCCCCGGCUCAGGCACGAGUCCACAACCCAAGAAAGAUGCGAUGAACUCAGAGCAGCGACAGAAACUCGCCAAGGAGAGACGGGAAGAAAGAGCCAGAUACAUAGAACAGCAAACUCAGCUGCAAGCGGCCAAGAAGGCCCAGUGGCUGGAGAAGGAAGAGAAGGCCCGGCGUUUGAGGGAGAGCCAGCUGGAGGACCGGAGGAAGAAGCUGGAAGAGCAGAGGCUGAAGGCGGAGAAACGCCGAGCGCUUCUGGAGGAGAAACAACGACUGAAAUUGGAGAAGAAUAAGGAGCGAUAUGAGUCAGCUAUCAAGAGGUCCACGAAGAAGACUUGGGCAGAGAUCCGCCAGCAGAGGUGGUCCUGGGCGGGAGGACUCAAUCAGACGUCCCGCAGGGAGAGCAGAUGCUCGGCCUCCACGGUCAACUUGCCCAGACAGGUGGACCCUGUCAUUAACAACAGGCUGUCCAAGUCCUCUGCCACACUCUGGAACUCCCCCAGCAGAACCCGCAGUUUGCGUCUGAGUCCGUGGGAGAGCCGAAUCGUGGAGCGGCUCAUGACACCGACUCUGUCCUUCCUCGCCAGGAGCCGCAGUGCUGCCACGCUGUUGAACAACAGCGACUCCCACUCACAUCACUGCUCCCGUUCAGCCUCCGCCAGCCCUUUCAACGCCUGCUCCCACCACACGCACCAGAACUCCGCCGAGCGCUGGAGAGUCUCGUCGGCCAGCACGCCAGACAUCACCCAGCGGCAGCGCAGGAGAAACUCCACUCCGGUUGAUAAGAAGAAGAAAGAGAAGAAGGACAAGGAGCGAGAGAAUGAAAAGGAAAAGAAUGCUCUCACUAAAGAAAAGUCGCAGAUGAAGAGACAGACGGCUUCGCCCAGUACCACCACCCAGAGGUCCCGGCCAGAGACCAGCACCCCCAAGCUGAAAAAUCGACCCCCAUCUCCAGCAGCCCCCAAGAGUCGACCCCUGUCGCCCUUAGCCCCGAGUGGUGGCUCCAAGACUCCCACGGGCAAGAAGACACCACCUCCGGGCACCAAGGCUCGACCCAAACGGGCCCAGACGCCUGCCAGAGUGCAGCCGCAGGCGGUCACUGCCAUCGCUGUGGAAACAAGCCCCGAACCACAGAAGCCUGACGCUCCAGAGGAGACCAAGAACUCCAGCAAUGUUCCUGCCAUCGUGGUGUCCACCGCUCCGGUCACCCCUCCUUCCCUCAGCCCGCCAGUUGUCACGGCGUCCUCGCACGUGGAGCCAAGCCCGGAGCCGAAAGCGUCUGCCUCACCUGCUGGUGCAACCGCUACCCCAGCUGUGUCUGCUGCCUCAGCCACCGCCGCACCGGCCGCCCAGGCCAACAAGCCUUCAGCCGGCACCAAUGACCCCGAAGAGGCCACCCGAGCCCUGGCGGAGAAACGCAGACAAGCUCGAGAGCAGCGGGAGAGAGAGGAGCAGGAGCGGCAGGAGCAGGAGCACAGGAACAGGAUCCUGAGGGAGGAAGCCAUGGCCCGUGAGGCGGAGGAGAGGAAGCGCAGAGAGGAGGAGGCACGGUUCAUGGCCGAGCAGCAGCGUCUGCGGGAUGAAGCCCAGCGAGCUCAGGAGGAGAAGGAGGCGCAGGAGAGAGCUAAAGCUGAGCAGGAGGAGAACGACCGGCAGCAGAAGCUGAGGGAGGAGGCUGAAGCCAAGGCACGCGAGGAGGCCGAGCGCCAGCGCGUGGAGCGGGAGAAACACUUCCAGAAAGAAGAGCAGGAGCGACUGGAGAGGAAGAAGCGUCUGGAGGAGAUCAUGAAGAGGACGAGGAAGAGCGACGCCGCUGAUAAAAAGGAUGUGAAAGCGCCUCCACAAGUUAACGGUAAAGAAGUCGACAGCAGUAAAGAGAGCCGCCCGAGCUCCGGACCCUCUCAAGUGGUGAACGGAGUCCAGGGCAGCAGCCACCAGAACGGCGUCUCAGCCUCCAACGGCGACUUAGAGGAGAUGAUCCAGCUGAACAGCAGCGGUAAUCCUCAGCAAAGUCCCGGCGGGAUGGUGGCGGAUCCCAUCCUGGCCUUCGAGGGAGCGGCAGAACCUUUCCUGAUGAAGAAAGGCUCCAUGAAGACUCAGCAUGUGGCAGAAGUCCUGUGAGCCUUCACGCCCGUGGCGCCUUACGUCUCCACCGGAGGGACUUCACCGAUAAGUGUGCCAAACAAACCGACGCUGAAUUCACUGCGAUGAGAACAAAGAGGCCUGGACAAAACAAAAACUCUCAUGAUAUAUUCGGGAAAAAAAAACAAACCAAGUGUUCUCUGUCUCCACUGUUCCGGUGCAGCGAUUGUAAACUUGUACUGAAAUGUCACCGAUCCGAUGGCGCACCUUAAAGAUGACUGAGGUUCAGUGUCAGACCUUUUAUCAUUAUUGACAAUGGUUGUUAUAUUGUUAUCUUAAGUUGUGUGUGUUGUUUUUAUCUGGAAACUAUUGAGUUAUUUAACGACUGCAGACAGUGUAUGUAAAUGUAAAAUGACUGCGAGAAAAAUAAAGCUUUAAGAAAGGGACCUUGCCUCUUCUUUUGAGUCUUUUUCAUUGAUGGUUUUUCAUGGUUUUAACAGAUUGAAGUGUCUUGGGUUUGGUGACCACAGUAUCCCAUCAUGUUUUUCAGGUGCCGUCAGACCGAGGCCUUCAGGUCUUGCUGGAGUCUCUUUCUAAAAAUUGUUUAACAAUCUCCAACGAUGGGUGUGAAUUACCCAGCGAGGUCACGGUCACCCGCCACUAGAUGUCAGUGUUGCUAUUUUUAGGUUUUAGAUAAGGAAAGCC
Molecule: messenger RNA, 3291 nt
Organism: Synchiropus splendidus (mandarinfish)
Lineage: Eukaryota; Metazoa; Chordata; Actinopteri; Syngnathiformes; Callionymidae
Product: MAP7 domain-containing protein 1-like
Exons: 18
Coding region: 277-2625 (782 amino acids)
Biological process (GO): microtubule cytoskeleton organization
Cellular component (GO): microtubule cytoskeleton
Source: RefSeq, a predicted model, not a curated record